Molecule: messenger RNA, 3778 nt
Organism: Dicentrarchus labrax (European seabass)
Lineage: Eukaryota; Metazoa; Chordata; Actinopteri; Moronidae
Product: guanine nucleotide exchange factor VAV3
Exons: 27
Coding region: 185-2692 (835 amino acids)
Biological process (GO): intracellular signal transduction; cell migration; regulation of GTPase activity
Cellular component (GO): plasma membrane; cytoplasm
Molecular function (GO): protein binding; guanyl-nucleotide exchange factor activity
Source: RefSeq, a predicted model, not a curated record
CUGUGCUGCGCUCAUAAGCUGCAGCAGUUCUCUCUGUCCUCCAGAGGCGAUGCUGGAGUUUGGAGAGACUCACGGACGGCGCUGAGUGAGCGCAGCUACCAUGCCGCGCACAGGCUUAAAAUAGGGACAAAGUUUCUUUUAACAAUUUGGCAUUAUCCUGCUGUUUUCACCGCUGUCCGACAACAUGGAGUACUGGAGGCAAUGUGCGAUGUGGCUGAUCAGCUGCAACGUGCUGCCUGAGAACCACCGGGUGACUGCGGACACGGCGCAGGUGUUCGACUUGGCGCAAACCCUGCGGGACGGGGUGCUGCUGUGCCAGCUACUGAACAACUUGAAACCUCACACCAUCAACCUGAAGGAGAUCAAUCUCAGACCACAGAUGUCACAGUUCCUCUGCUUGAAGAACAUCCGCAAAUUCUUGAUGUCUUGCUGUGAGGUGUUUGAGAUGAAGAAAAGUGACUUAUUUGAAGCCUUCGAUCUGUUCGAUGUUCGAGACUUUGGAAAGGUUAUGGACACUCUAUCCAAGCUCUCUAACACAACAAUUGCACAGCAAGGAGGAUUCAAGCCAUUCCCAACCGAGGAGAGCCUAAAAGACGAGGAUAUUUACAAUAAUCUGGAAGACAUGAUUGAUGAGAAUGCCCCUGAGGAUGAGGACGACUUGUACGCCGCAGUCUAUGGGCUGGAAGAAGACAACGCAGGUGGAGAGAUCUAUGAAGACCUCAUGAGGACGGAGCAGCAUCCCCCAUUGAAGCAGGCAGAAAUAGAUGUCCGGAGCUGCUGCCUUACAGAGAUCAAACAGACAGAGGAGAAAUACACAGAGACCCUGGAAUCCAUUGAGAAGUAUUUCCUGAAUCCUCUGAAGAAAUUCUUCUCUGCGGCUGAAAUUGACAAAGUUUUUGUCAACAUUCCGGACCUGGUUAAACUUCACAAGAGCCUGAUGGCUGACGUGCAGGACUCCAUCUUAAACAAAAAUGCCUUAAAUCUCUACCAGAUUUUUAUCAGCUACAAAGAGAGACUGCUCAUUUAUGGGAUUUACUGCAGUCAGGUGGAGAUCGCCAUCGCUGUUUUAGACCUCCUUUGCAAAGAGAAAGAGGAUGUUCGUCUAAAGCUGGAGGAGUGCUCAAAGAGAGCCAAUAAUGGGAAGUUUACUCUGAGGGACCUGCUGGUUGUCCCGAUGCAGAGAGUCCUCAAGUACCACCUCCUUCUUCAGGAGCUAGUGAAACACACUCACGAUGCUGCUGACAAGAGCAACCUGAAGAUCGCACUUGAUGCCAUGAAAGACCUGGCUCAGUAUGUCAACGAGGUGAAGAGAGAUAAUGAGACUCUGAGGGAGAUCGAACAGUACCAGAGGUCUAUUGAAAACCUGAAUCAGCCUCUAAUCAGCUAUGGUCGACCAAAAGGUGAUGGAGAGGUGCGCAUGGUCAGUGUUGACAAGAGGAAACAAGACAGACACAUCUUUUUAUUUGAUAUGGCCGUCAUUGUUUGCAAGAGAAGAGGAGACAACUAUGAGAUGAAGGAUAUACUGGACCUCAACUACUUCAAAAUCACAAACAACCCCACCUCUGACAGAGAGGGUAAAAAGUGGUGUUACGGGUUCUACGUGACUCACCAGCAGGGGCACACAGGCUUUGAACUCUUUUUCAAGACCAGAGAGCUGAAGAAGAAGUGGCUGGAUCAGUUUGAAAUGGCCAUAUCGAAUAUCCGACCAGAGAAAGCCAACCAUAACUUCCACCAGUUCAAGAUACACACCUUUGAAAGGAUAACGUCCUGUAGUUUCUGUCACCUAUUGCUCAGGGGCAUCUUUAACCAGGGAUAUCGCUGUCUAAAAUGUGGGCUGGGGGCUCAUAAGGAGUGUCUGGGUCGACUGGGAGUCUGUGGAAGAACGGAUUCUGCCAAGCCGAAGCCCAAGGAGAGCACAACACCACCAGAUCCAGGUUUACCCAGGAUGGUUGUGAUCAGAGACUACAGUGGCGUCCCCUGUCCCCUCUGUGGGCCCCCACUAAGCAUUCAUGCAGGGGAUGUCAUUGAACUGAUGUUUGCCGACCUGCACAGCUCCUGGUGGCAGGGCAAAAUUCUGGCGACAAGCAAGAUUGGCUUCUUUCCAAGUGAUGCUGUGAGGCCUUGCCCAUGUGUUCCAAAACCUGUCGAUUACUCUGCUCAGCUCUGGUUUGCAGGGCCUAUGGAGAGAUACCAGGCUGAGGUGGAGCUCCUGGACCGAGGAAACAGCACCUAUCUGGUUCGACACAGAAGUAAAGAGUGCACUGAAUACGCCAUCAGUAUCAAGUUCAACGAUAAAGUCAAGCACAUUAAGAUUCUGACCAAGGAUGGCUGCUUUUACAUCGCUGAGACCCGGCUGUUCAAGACUGUGCUGGACUUGGUGGAAUACUACAAGCAGUACUCUUUGAAGGAGGGUUUCAGCAGUCUUGACACCACUCUGCAGAUCCCCUAUAGGGAACUUUCCAAUGGAAACAUGCCCAGGGCCAUUACCAAGGCUGGCAGUGUGUUUUCUCCUAGGGUGGAAGGUAUUGCAGUGGCGCGCUAUGACUUCUGCUCUAGAGACACACGGGAGCUAUCCCUGCAGCAGGGAGACAUUAUCAAGAUCUACACCAAGAUGUACAAUGGGUGGUGGAAGGGAGAGGUCGACGGCAUGGUGGGCUGGUUUCCCUCUACCUACGUGGAAGAGGAGGACUGACUGCUGGAUGAAUGACGUCUGUUCAGCGUCCAUUCAAAGCUGACCACCUCCAGUGAGUGCCAUGCUGCUCAGCCACUCUCUGUGCCCUGCAAGUCAGAUCUCUUUGAUAAAACCCAGAGACUCGGACUUAAGAGGAAACGGCGGUGCCCUAAGAAACCUUCUCCUGCCCUCUGACAGACUCACACACAGAGCAGAUGUCAAAUCACAGAUUCCAGGAGCAUCACGCCAUAUCUCACCUCUCUGUGGCCCUGUCUGCCCCUGCGGCCCACUGGGAAGUGCAUGUGCUGUGCCCAGAUAACUCUCCCUCCUCCCUUCCUGCUCACCUUGUCUUAUUAUUGAUGACUCCAUUGGCUGGUGUGAGACUUGCCUUCACUGUCAUCAUGUUUCAAUACCAGGAAGGCUCAGUCACCCAACUGGAACACAGAUCCUGCUGACAGCGCAAAGCCCAGGUACUCCACCAAAUUGAAAUGCAGGAGCUGAGGCGCUUCAACUGUUGUUGGAACACUAUAGCCCUCUUCGCUGUUCAGACCUUCAUGUUGGACUGUCUGUCUAAGAUCCAUUUUAUUUUUCUAAUUUUUAAUUACUGGACGGAUAUAAACUAUGUGAUAUUUAAAUGCAAUUGUUGAAACGUGGUUUGAGACUGUUUAAAAAAAGAAUGGAAAGAUUUCAGCAUAAAUGACAAUGUCAUUCUCAUGUGAUGUGUUUGCAGUCUAUAAUGACUAUUAGUGAUUUGGCCAAAGAAAAACAACAUAAUAAUGUGGCUGUGGAAUCCCCCUCUGAUGAAGCUAUGUCUCUAAGCUUUGAUUUCUAUUUGAUUAUCAUUUCUUUUAAAUCAUUAUUUAUUUGAAUCACCACCUCACCUUUAAGUACCAUCUUCACAAAGCAUUGUGUUGGUGCCAAAAUAUCAAAACUAGCAUACCCUUUUAUUUUUCUCACACAGAUGUAAAGCAAUAGUUAUUUAUAUUUUUGGGAAAUACACUUAUUCACUCUCUUGUUGAAAAGAAAAUGAAAAGAUAGUACUCUAGUACUCUCAAACAUGUACUAAGGUAUCACACCAAUGCAUUUAAAUAAAUUAAAAGGCCUUUA